Molecule: messenger RNA, 1048 nt
Organism: Paramecium octaurelia
Lineage: Eukaryota; Ciliophora; Oligohymenophorea; Peniculida; Parameciidae
Source: the annotation of a GenBank genome assembly
AUGAGCUUAAUAGUUCGCCAAAGAGUAGGGAUGCAUGAUGAGUCCCUUACUUAAUCAAUACAAUCUAAGAAUAUAUAAAAAAAAAGUAAGGUUUUUUAUAAAAAUAGAACCCUAAACAAGAAAACGUCACUCAUAAAAACAACUCAUCUCUUUAGUUUCAGUGCCAAAACCAUUUAAAGAACAUGUCUACAUCAAAUCGAAUGUAGAACUCAAAUUAGCUCUUUCUUUUAUACCAGAUCAUUGUCUAGGCGCUUUAAAAGAAACACCCUGCACCUAUAAUUAUAGAGUCUCACGCACUGACCAAAUUGAUGACGUCUACUUUUACACUCUUGAAUUACUAGACCAAGCCAACCACUCCAUUGAUCAAAUCAUUUAACUGCUUUCUCAUCAAACUGACCCUCAUGCUAUUAAGGCAGCCUAAUUAGUCCAGGAACGACACAAGAUCAUCCAAGAAUAUACUUAAUAACCAUAUAUUUCAAAUGAAGAUCUACUUGAUGUCGAAAAAAUAGCUCAAGAGUAUCCUUAUCAAUGUACGAUCCAAAAGGUUAAUAAGGAUUCCAGUUCUUUGUCUUAGAGAAUUGUUAAUGAUUAAUUCUAUACUCUUAUGGGAGUGAGCAAGGAAAUGAUGUUAAAUCACUUGCAUGAGACCAAAACACUUCCAUCUAUUUUCGAUCUUGGGCCUUCUCUGAAAAUAUGGUGUGAUCUUUCUGCCAAUUCGAUUCAAUCAUUUCGAUCAUUUGAGACCUAUAUUAACACUUAUGAAGGUGCUCAAUACAAAUGCACUGUAGAAUAGAGACAAAUGUUUAAAAGAACACAAGUCAACCCAAAUCAAAUCGUGUUCAUUGAAUUUUGGCUCUUUAAAGUCGAUGAACCCCUUAAAUCCUUUCUCAUGAAUCCUUAACGGAUAUACUAGAACCAAAUUGACUACUUUAAUAAGAAAAAUACUCAACAAGAGUAUGAGAUUUUCUAACAAUCCAUGAAUUGUAAGCAAACCCUUCUAUAUAAAAACAAGAACCCUUGUGGAUAUAAAGAACUAGCAUGGAUUUGA